GGACCGUCACACACAGGAGCAGAGCAGCACAGGCAGCAAGCAGCAACGCAGAAGGAACGCCUCCAAACAUCUCGACUCAUCCUUUUGCAUUAAAGCCAGUCUAUUUUGUGAUAUAUGUGUAUACAUAUAACACCCGGAAUUUCCAAAGAACACAGUUUAGUGCGUUAUCCGAGGAAAAACAGCCUCAUUCUGACCGAGUAUCCGCCAGCUUUUCGGAAAUAACCAAGGAGUUGUCACACAGCCCGAGCGCAAGGCUUGCAUCGUGGCUCUUUCAGAAGUGGCAUGUUCGAGGGAUACUGCGGGCACGAUUGAACUCCUGCUUUCACCCAAAGAGGAUUCAAUGAAAAUGUCCGUGUGUGUCCAUGAGAACCGGAAAUCCAGAGCCAGCACUGGCUCUAUGAACAUCUACCUGUUCCACAAGUCCUCAUAUGCCGACAGUGUCCUCAUGCACCUCAACUCACUGCGGCAGCAAAGGCUUUUCACAGAUGUCCUGCUUCAUGCCGGCAGCCGCUCCUUCCCCUGCCAUCGUGCCGUGCUGGCUGCCUGCAGCCGCUACUUCGAGGCCAUGUUCAGCGGUGGGCUGAGGGAGAGCCAGGCCAGUGAGGUCGACUUCCGUGACUCCAUCCACCCGGAGGUUUUAGAGCUCCUGCUGGAUUAUGCGUACUCCUCACGUGUGGUCAUCAAUGAGGAGAACGCAGAGUCACUACUGGAGGCUGGGGACAUGCUGGAGUUUCAGGACAUCCGGGAUGCCUGUGCUGAAUUCCUGGAGAGAAACCUUCACCCGACUAACUGUCUUGGCAUGCUGUUGCUGUCUGAUGCCCACCAGUGCACCAAGCUGUCAGAGCUCUCUUGGGGCAUGUGCCUCAGCAACUUCCCCGCUAUUUGCAAGACAGAGGACUUCCUCCAACUGCCCAAAGAUAUGGUAGUGCAGCUUUUGUCACAUGAGGAGCUGGAGACAGAAGAUGAGAGACUGGUUUAUGAAGCUGCCCUGAACUGGAUCAACUAUGACCUGGAAAGGAGGCACUGCCACCUUCCAGAGCUCCUGAGAACAGUUCGUCUCGCCCUGCUGCCCGCCAUCUUUCUAAUGGAGAAUGUCUCGACAGAAGAGCUGAUCAAUGCCCAGGCCAAGAGCAAGGAGCUGGUGGAUGAGGCUAUCCGCUGUAAGCUGAAGAUCCUGCAGAAUGAUGGCGUGGUUAACAGCCCAUGUGCUCGACCAAGAAAAACCAGCCAUGCUCUCUUUCUCCUGGGAGGGCAGACUUUCAUGUGUGACAAGUUGUACCUGGUGGACCAGAAGGCCAAAGAGAUCAUCCCGAAGGCAGACAUUCCCAGCCCAAGGAAGGAGUUCAGCGCCUGUGCCAUCGGCUGUAAGGUAUAUAUCACAGGUGGGAGAGGCUCAGAGAAUGGUGUAUCCAAAGAUGUAUGGGUCUAUGACACCGUCCAUGAGGAAUGGUCCAAAGCGGCGCCCAUGCUGAUUGCCAGGUUUGGUCAUGGCUCUGCAGAGCUGAAACACUGCCUGUACGUGGUGGGAGGUCACACUGCAGCAACUGGCUGUCUCCCUGCUUCUCCAUCCGUAUCGCUCAAACAGGUGGAGCAGUUUGACCCAGUGGCCAACAAGUGGACCAUGGUGGCUCCUCUGAGAGAGGGUGUGAGCAAUGCAGCAGUGGUCAGUGUCAAGCUCAAGCUCUUUGCCUUUGGUGGAACCAGCGUCACCCACGACAAGCUGCCCAAGGUGCAGUGCUACGAUCCGCAGGAGAACCGAUGGACUGUACCUGCGUCCUGCCCGCAGCCAUGGCGCUACACAGCCGCUGCUGUGCUGGGAAACCAGAUCUUUGUCAUGGGCGGGGAUACAGAGUUCUCAGCGUGCUCGGCUUAUAAGUUCAGCAGCGAGAACUACCAAUGGACUAAAGUGGGCGAUGUGACGGCCAAGCGGAUGAGCUGCCAGGCAGUGGCAUCGGGGAACAAACUGUAUGUUGUGGGAGGUUACUUUGGCACACAGCGAUGUAAAACUCUGGACUGCUACGACCCCACACUGGAUGCCUGGAACAGCAUCACUACUGUGCCAUACUCGCUCAUUCCCACUGCUUUCGUCAGCACCUGGAAACAUCUGCCUGCUUGAACCCCGAACCCUCUACCCACCCUCAUUUCAUGAGAUUUCCCUGUUUUGCAUCAUCUACUUGACUCCAACUGUGAAGAAGCCCACAUCCUCUAAAAGAGACACUGAGCAGUGAUGUACAGACGCCCGCAUUCAUUUUGAUGUUGCAAAGAUGUCGAAACAGAAGCACGUACAGAUGGACAUUUUACUGGAAUGAUGUCAUGUCUCGUCCCUGAGAAGGAAGUUGAGACAAACAGUAGCUCGCACAAACAAACCAAACAAACUGCUGCUUGAUAUAUGAGGCACACACUCCGACCUUGUGUACAUUUAGCGUAUCAGGCUUGUGCUUUCAUGCUGCCAUAUGAGGACUGCAAACAUCACACAACCUGCAUUUUUCCCAUUUAGUCAUGACAGGCUUGUGAGGAUCUGUAUUGAUGUUUUUUUUCGCUGAGUAAAAAGAAGAAGAAGAAAAAAAAAAAAGCUCUAUUCAUGGAGACUGCAAUGUAUAGCAUGAUCGUUGUUCUAUUUAUAUUGGGGUGGGGGGGAUGCAAUGAUUGGUGUGCUAAAGAACAGAAGGCAACUCAGUUUAACUGAAUACAGCUGAUGUAUAAAUGGCACAAUGAAGGAGCAAAUCACCCCCUUUUAUCCUCUAAUAAGCUUUUUUGUUUGACCCCUUGGAUCUUUUUGUUCUUCUUUCAAAUGUGUUUCUAACAGCUCUGACACUGAAACAAAACCUUUUGAGUGUUCCUCUUAUGAAGGCUUUGGCAGUUUGCUGUCACUGCAAGCCAUGAGGUGUUGAUGACCAGCACCAGCUGAGGUUGAGGAGGAUGGGAGGACAUCUUGUGCAUGGCCGGGGUGUCAAGGUCCCUCUGGGGUCACGACCUUGUUUUCUGUUUUUCAGCUUUGCAUUAACGCCCGCUGAGCGCAGGUUAACUAACACUGCACACAGGGGCUUUAUUCAGUGUUUGGAUUCAGCGCUUCAGAAAGGACACAUUCAGCUGUACACUAAAUGCUGUAAAAGACCGACUGUGCUUCUGUUGUUCUGAUAAAAAAGCAGCGGCUCGCUUGCUGAGUCAUAGCUGAACCUUUUUUAGAGCAUGUCCACUCAUAGUGAUUCAGUAAAACUGGCAUGAACUCUUCUCUGUGGUCACAGAAAUCUUGUCACCUUAACAUAAACUGAGAAUUAAUCAGUUUCUUUUUAAACUUGCUGCAAUGUACUUCCUUAGUCUUAAUUUAUAUGACAAUGAUUACUCUGUUAUGUUACUAUCUUUAAUCCUAUUUAUUUCUUCUCUGCCUGCAUUCGUAUGUGAAUGUAUGUUUGGGGUAUGUCAUGCAUGGCCAGGUGUUGUAUUUUCAUUUUAUCUCAGCAGGGCUGCAUUUUGCACAGUUCAGUCUUAAUGAGGAGGAACUUGUUCUUUUUAAACGAGACAGAGGUGCACCUCUCCUGGGGUUUUCAGUUAUGUCAGAGUGUGGUUGGAAGAGGAAGAAUGGCUCAGAUUACUGAUGAAGUGUGAAUCAGUUUAGGCCACAGGGUCACUGCCCAAAUAAGACUGAAUGAAGUUGAAAGAAAGAAGUAUUCAUUCUACUUCUAAUAGAUUCUCUUUAAGCUCCAAACUGGGUCCAAACCUGCCUUAAAUCAGCACCUCAGACCCAAACUGUACCAACAAAACAAUAAACCAUAAAACAGAUAAGGCUGCUAGGAGGAACGGUGCAGUAUGUGACCCAGUAACGAUCAGGGACAUCACAGAGUAUAACCCUGACAUGGUUAAGAAUGCGACGGUCUCUGCAGCUGUCCUUGGGACAGCUGGAGGACUGUCACGUGUGCUAACUUGGCUCGUCGGGGUGUUAACCCGCAGUCUUCACCAUUAGGUCGAGAAAGAGUUGAACCCAGUAAGCUGUGCAUUGAUAAGGGCAGACACCGCAGUGCUUUUCACCAUAGUGUCAAUGAUGCACAUAUUAAAAAAAAAGAAAAAGAAGAAAAAACAUUGCAAGUUCCUAAAGACCAAAAAAAGAGAGAAUGUCUUAAACACUUGCAUAUGAAAUACUUGGUAACUCUAAUCAGUGUUUCUGUCUGUAUGUCUGUCUAUACCUGAACAUUGACUUUUUACAGUUGAAUAUUAAUGCAAUCAUUGAAUUUCAAUGUAAGGUAAUGUUAUGGUGGAGUGUGUGUAUAUAUUUUUUAAAACGUCCUUCCUUGCAAAUUCAUGGAUCAAAUGAAAUCAAUUGGUAAACAGCCCUAUAAAUUCCUGCUCAGCUCCUUAAACCACCCCAAAAAAAUCAAAGUUUAGGACUUUUUUAUGGAGACCCUUGUGGCUCCAUAAUGUCGAUCUCCUCCAACCACUGAAUACAGAGCCCCACCAAUCACAUAAGAGUAUUUUUUUCCCCCAUAGAACACAAGUUUUCCCAGCAACAGCGAGUAAUGAAUGCCCCUUCAAUUUGUACCUAAUUGCUGAGUGGCAUUUCCCAUGUCUGCUCUCGCCCUCCUCUUAUCCUCUGUUUUAUCUGAAAAUCCAGCUGGCUCAGAUUGGAGCACAGCAUCUUGCUUCACAUGACGAUGUAAAUUAGACAGAAAACACUGUCAGCGUGCAUCAGUUUCAUUUUUUUUUUUUUUUUUUUUUUUGUCAUGUAAGAGUUUAAUUUCUAUUUUUAUGGCAUUAUUUUGUACAUGUGAUUUUUUCACAAUGUGAAAUUCAUGGCUAAUAAACAUAAGAGUUUUUUCCUCUUGACUGUAAA
Thunnus maccoyii (southern bluefin tuna) is the source of this 4825-nucleotide messenger RNA. RefSeq names its product ectodermal-neural cortex 1 (gene enc1). Gene Ontology annotation, molecular function: protein binding. The record is from RefSeq and is a predicted model, not a curated record. The transcript is spliced from 3 exons. Lineage: Eukaryota; Metazoa; Chordata; Actinopteri; Scombriformes; Scombridae. The coding region runs from base 341 to 2116 and encodes 591 amino acids.